Labrus mixtus (cuckoo wrasse) is the source of this 3115-nucleotide messenger RNA. RefSeq lists its product as uncharacterized. Lineage: Eukaryota; Metazoa; Chordata; Actinopteri; Labriformes; Labridae. The transcript has 6 exons. The coding region runs from base 32 to 3115 and encodes 1027 amino acids. Gene Ontology annotation, molecular function: RNA-DNA hybrid ribonuclease activity; nucleic acid binding. The record is from RefSeq and is a predicted model, not a curated record.
CUCUCUAUUUAGCAGCAUCUCUGUGAAGUCGAUGGACUGUCUGGCAGAGCUGCGAGCACUGGAGCAUGCUGGGAGUUUGAGUUCUAUAAAGGGCGGGCGCCAUGACUCCUCUCAGGAUGACUUCCUGUCUCCGUGCAGACUCAAACACAAAGACCUCCACAGACCCUCCAUCUCCACGGCAACGCCGGACAGGAGGAGCACACAGGACAGCACAUCGUGGCACGCCGCCAGCAGCGACCAGCAGGACGACCUGAGGGAGGUAGAGGGAGAGAGGAAGAGGUGGAGCGAGUUCAGAGACAGGAAGAGGACGAAGACGCUGACCGUCCUGCAGCUCCGAAAACACAAUCCAACAGAACCCAUCGUCUUGUCGAGUGAAGAGGAAGACGAGGGAGAGGAUGAAGGAGAUGGGGGGCGGCGUCUCGACUGGGAAACUCGGAGCAGAAAUGGGAAGCAGACAGGCUCCCAUACAGUGGCCAGUUUAUCACCCCUAUCCAGCAGCCCAAGGAACCAACCCCUUUCACAGUCGAGCGCCACCCCAAGGUCAACAGCUUGUAUCCCUCCACACCGCAUGCACUGGACUUUGCACGUUGACCCUACAGGACGAGACCUUGAGUAUUUCCAUCACUUUUCUCCCUUUGUAGGACAGGCCUGUAGUGUUUUUGCGUGCACCAUUUUGCUGUGUAAGCAGGGGGGUGCUCUAUUGACACAUCAAUUGGGCCCAGUAGCCUCCAGCUUGUUCCAGCAACCUGACUCCGCCCCACACCUGACUCUCUACACCUGUGAAGGUUACGAGCCUAAAGACUUAGGUCCCAUAGCAAAGACCUUACAGACUCUGACUCCAACCAUCUCACAUUUGUACCAAGGAAUGGUGUACUCUCACUAUGAGGGCGUGGCAUGGACAGUGACAGUAGAUGACUCAUGGUUAGCUGAUGACGAAGAUCCUGUAUGUACCAUUUCACCUUUCAAAAACACUAACAUGUCUCACCCUCUUUCUCUGUUUUCAGUUUCUGUUCCUCCUCAGUCCCCUGCCACAGCGGGAGUCCCAGACACAUUGUGGUCUCAGUACUCUAAUGAGUGUGGCCUAAUGUUGUCUCACCCUCCUGUGUCAAUUCCUGUAAAACUAGGUCCUGCUCCCAGAAAACAACAGUACCCCCUCUCACAGGCCUCUCUGGAAGGCAUUAAGCCCGUCAUCACUACCCUUUUAAAACAAGGAAUUUUGGUGCCGUGUCAAAGCCCCUGUAACACCCCUAUUUUACCUGUUAAGAAACCUAACUCCCCUGACUGGCGCUUUGUUCAAGAUCUCCGCCUGAUCAAUGACUAUGUGGCUCCCAUGACUCCUGUAGUACCCAGCCCCACCACCAUCCUAACCUCUAUUCCUCCCUCUACUCAGUGGUACUCUGUUGUUGACCUCUGUUCUGCUUUUUUCAGCAUCCCUGUCUCCCCAGAGUCCCAGUACCUGUUUGCUUUCACCUACGGUGGGCAUCAGUACACGUGGACUCGCCUCCCACAAGGUUUUAUUCACAGCCCCACUCUUUUUGCCCGAGCCCUUCUUACAGAUCUAGCUGACGUUCAACUCCCUGGAGGCAGUGCCUUGAUCCAGUACGUGGACGACCUGUUGGUAGCCAGCCCCACCAAAGAGGCAUGCGAAACGGACACAAGAGCUCUGUUGUUGUCAUUGGCUGAGAAGGGACACAAGGCCAGCGCCACAAAAGCCCAGCUGGUGCUACAAGAAGUGACCUACCUGGGCCAUGUUCUCAAAGGUAACACCCGCCAAGUCAGCAGUAAACGUGUUUCUGCUGUUUUGAACAUUCCAAAACCCCACACCAAGAAGCAGCUGAAGUCGUUCCUGGGCAUCCUCGGGUACUCCAGACCAUGGAUCAUGGAUUUUGCCCCUCGAGCCAGGCCCCUUCAAGACAUGCUCCUGCAGGCCGCUCCUGAGCACCUCCAAUGGACGGAGGAUGCAGAGACAGCGUUCACUGACUUAAAACAAGCACUUUCACAGGCCCCGGCGCUGGGUCUCCCUGAUUACAGCAAACCUUUCCAGUUGUACGUUCACGAACGCAAUGGGUUUGCCUCUGGUGUUCUCACUCAACAACAUGGCUCUAACAAACGCCCAGUAGGUUACUAUUCCACACGCCUUGACAAUACUGAGCUGGGUUUGCCCCCGUGUCUCCGAGCUGUGGCGGCUGCUGCUUUCAUGGUAAGAACCGUGUCUGAUCUGGUACUGGACUCUCAGUGUGAACUUUAUGUUCCUCAUGCAGUGAGUGCUCUGCUUACCAGAGCCAGCACACAACACCUUUCCGCAGCCAGACAGAGUCAUUAUGAAUUGUUGCUGCUGUCUAUGCCUAAUCUUACUAUUCACAGAUCUCCAACUCUCGAUCCCUCUUCUCUCCUUCCAACUGCUGCUGACUGUGAGCCCCAUGACUGCCAGGCGACGGUAACAAUGACCUACACUAUUCGUGAAGAUCUUUUUGACACCCCUUUGUUUAACCCUGACCUUACCCUGUUCACUGACGGCAGCUCUUCUAGAAACCUGCAGGGCACCCUUGAUUCAGGUUGGGCUGUAGUUUCUUCCACUGACACCCUUCUUUCAGGUAAACUUCCAGACCACUUCUCUGCUCAACAGGCGGAGCUAGUGGCUCUCACUCAGGCAUGUACCUAUGCAAAGAAUAAAUCUGUUAACAUCUACACUGACUCUCGGUAUGCUCUAGGUGUCUGCCUUGAUUUUGGUGGAAUCUGGAGACAUCGCGAUUUCUUAACAUCUGCAGGUACCCCUAUUAAAAAUGCUUCCCUAGUAGAGGCUCUCCUAAAAGCUCUCUUUCUUCCUUCUACAGUUGCUAUUCUCAAAUGUGACGCCCGUACAUCUUCCAAAGACCCUGUGAGACUCGGUAACGCAAGAGCUGAUACUGCAGCAAAAGCCGCUGCUGUGUCAGGAGCCCUCGCUCCCGUGUUGGCGACCUCAACACUGGUUUCUCCCAGCCCAGAUCCCUCCGUCCAUGACUCGCUCCUCCCCUACCUCUUACAGACUGUUCACGGUGUGGCUCACGUGAACAAAGGGGGGAUGGAAGCGAUAAUUAGACGUGUAUGGUUCGUGAAGGACAACCACAACCCCUGA